Messenger RNA from Paramecium tetraurelia, 987 nucleotides. RefSeq lists its product as uncharacterized. Gene Ontology annotation, molecular function: carbohydrate binding. NCBI's taxonomy places the organism in Eukaryota, Ciliophora, Oligohymenophorea, Peniculida, Parameciidae. The record is from RefSeq and is a predicted model, not a curated record. Gene Ontology annotation, cellular component: membrane. The transcript is spliced from 2 exons.
AUGCUAUUGAUUGUGGAAAUUUCUUAGAUACGAGAUCAUCUGCUGGCAUUAAGUAUAAGAGGGUAAUUUAACACUUAACACCUUAAGGAUCAUCAUUAUAUAGGAUAGUCAGAAAUAGUAGAUUACUAUGAAAGAGCUUAGAGAAGAAAAAUAAAAUUUACAGACGAUCAAUCCCUUUAUCUUACCUAGAGGUAAGGGUAAAGUUUUGCCUAUACCAUUCCUAUAGGGAAUGAUAUUCCCGAGAACCAAACCUAUGUUUUAGUUUUGAAAUUUGCAGAGUUAUUUUAUGAAGAAAGCAAUUCCAGAAUCUUUAAUGUAAUGUUGGGGAAGAUGAUGAUUCUAUAAAAUAUAGACAUCUUUCAAUUAGUAGGAACAUUUACUGCUCAUACAGAGUAUAUAGAAUUUAUUAUUGAUGAGGGAACAGUCUAUUAUUAGGGAGAAAUCUGUAUUGGAGCUUUAAAUAGCAGAAAUGAAUUAAUUGUUGGAUUUAGUGCAAGUCAAGAUUAAGCAACGAUUGCAGCUCUGUUUUUAUUCAAAGGUCCUUUGAAAGAUACAGAUUUUGAAGACAAGGAAAGGUUUUAAGAAAGAUGGAUUUAGAGAAAUACUCCUAGGACUAAUGAGGAGAUGAAAAAGUAAAAUUAAGAAAGGGUAAAAAAUAUUGAAAAAGAAAUAGAAGAGAAAUAAAGUAUUCUCAAAAUAAGAGAUGGAUUUGGACAUGAAAUCGAAAUAGAAGAAGUUAAAUAACCGAAAAAAUAGAUGGAAUGGCCUUAAUUCUCAUUUCAAUUGUUGUUUAUUUUGAUUAAAACACCAUUAGGUGCAGUUCUCUUGGUUGGAUUUUUGACUGUAUCUUUUGUAACUAUAAGUUUUGUAUUCUUUGAUCCAUAUGGAUAAAAUAAAAUUAAACAAUAAUAUUAAGAAAUUAAGAAGUUGAGGGAAAUCAAAUAGAGCAUAAUCCCUAAAAAGUCAGUUAUGCAAAAAACAGAUUGA